Molecule: messenger RNA, 2079 nt
Organism: Neoarius graeffei (lesser salmon catfish)
Lineage: Eukaryota; Metazoa; Chordata; Actinopteri; Siluriformes; Ariidae
Gene: plppr3b
Product: phospholipid phosphatase related 3b
Exons: 7
Coding region: 1-2079 (692 amino acids)
Biological process (GO): phospholipid dephosphorylation; phospholipid metabolic process; signal transduction
Molecular function (GO): phosphatidate phosphatase activity
Source: RefSeq, a predicted model, not a curated record
AUGAUGCCUACACGAGAAGCCACCAAGAAGAAACCAGCCAAAGACAGCUUAACAUUAUUACCCUGUUUCUAUUUCGUAGAGCUGCCCAUCGUGGCUUCCUCUAUGGUCUCUCUCUACUUCCUGGAGUUGACGGAUGUGCUGCAGCCAGCCCAGGUUGGUUUUCGCUGCCAUGAUCGCUCACUCAGCAUGCCCUAUGUAGAGAGCGGAGAAGAACUCAUCCCGCUGCUUAUGCUGCUGAGUCUCGCCUUUGCUGGCCCUGCUGCUUCUAUUAUGAUUGGAGAGGGUAUUGUGUAUUGCAUGCAGUCCAGACUCAAGAUAGGGCCUGGGAAUGAGGGAAGCAUCAAUGCUGGUGGAUGUAAUUUCAACUCCUUCCUCCGCAGAACUGUGCGUUUUGUUGGUGUUCACGUGUUUGGGCUUUGUGCCACGGCUCUGGUCACUGAUGUCAUCCAAAUUGCCACCGGUUACCACACACCCUUCUUUCUGACUGUAUGCAAACCCAAUUACACUCUCCCUGGAGUCUCCUGUGACAAAAAUCCCUACAUCACUAAAGACAUCUGCUCUGGCCAUGAUCAGCAUGCCAUCCUCUCUGCCAGGAAAACCUUUCCUUCCCAGCAUGCAACUCUUUCUUCCUUUGCUGCUGUUUAUAUUUCAAUGUACUUCAACUCCACUAUCUCAGACAGCACCAAGCUGCUGAAACCUGUGUUGGUGUUCGCCUUCGCCAUCGCAGCGGCCCUGACGGGUCUCACUCAGAUCACACAGUACCGCAGUCACCCCAUUGACGUGUAUGUGGGCUUUUGCAUCGGUGCUGGCAUCGCUGUGUAUCUGGCAUUCUAUGCUGUUUCUAACUUCAAACCAGUGCAGGAUGCUAUUCCUGUUCCUGCCCCGCCUCCUCCAAAGGAUGCCCUACGAGCUCUUGCCCAGAGAGGCCACGACUCGGUUUACAAUAAAGGCCAUGCCUCUGAGAGCAACGAAGAGAUCACGUCACCGUCUUCCUUGGACGGCUUGAACCGCCCCAUCCAGCGGGAGAAGGCGUCAUUGGGCAGCCUGAAACGGGCCAGUGUAGAUGUAGAGCUCCUUGCAGCCCGCAGCCCUAUGGGUAAAGAGACGAUGGUGACAUUCAGCAACACUUUACCACGUGCUACAGCUGCAGGCCCUGAGGAGCCUGCAAGGCGUCUGGUAACAGUGCCUGUGCCUGUGGACCCAAUGCGCUCACACCAGCUAGUCUCUGAAUGGAAGCAGAAGUCCUUGGAGAUGCGCAGUGCAAGUCUACAGAGCGAAGAGGGCAGUAAAGAGGACUCUGACCUAGGUGAGGACACCACUGAGGAAGAGAGUGCACCAUCCACAUUAUACAGUGCCACUGUGCCUCAAUCUGCCAAGCAAGCCAAUGCGCCAAUUGGAGCAAGGGUAGUGAUGCCCCCCAAGCCACCAGUCCCUCCUCCAGUGUCUCCAAAGAAUGCGAACACUCGUGCUAAGUGGCUGUCCAUCACAGAGAAGAGUGGGGCCAAUAUUCCAGGUGCACUCAGGGCAACGAACCAACCUCGCAUCAUGCAGGUCAUUGCCAUGUCUAAGCAGCAGGGUCUCCUGUCCAACACACCCAGAUCCUCUGAGGCAUCAUCUUCCUCUGCCACCUCCUCCAUCACAGGCACUGAGUCACCUCCCUACCGCCCACCAUCUGAGCGUGACAGCAGCUCUGGGAUCAUCACAGUGGAUGCCCAUGCCGCUCAUCACCCUGUAGUCCACAUGGUCUCCAACCCUGCCAAUCCCUGGGAGUGGAGGGGACCCUCCAAUGGGAACAUGACCGAAUCAUAUGAACUCAAUGACCUGAACCGUGAAGGCUCUAGAGGAUAUCGUCAGGUCAAGAACAGCUCACCAUGCUCUUCAACUAGUGAGGCUGACCUAGAUUCUCAUAAGCCUCUUCAACCCCCUCAACCUCCCCAGCUCCCCAAGCUUGAUCAAACCAUGGAGGGACGCAGUCUGCGCUGCAAAACCCCUCUGGUGCUUAUUGAUCGGGAGAACCCUCAGAACCAUCAGGAGAACUUCUACAAAAAGCUGCAGAGUGGAAGACGGUUCAAAGAGUGA